Caenorhabditis bovis is the source of this 279-nucleotide messenger RNA. Lineage: Eukaryota; Metazoa; Nematoda; Chromadorea; Rhabditida; Rhabditidae. The record is from the annotation of a GenBank genome assembly.
AUGAGCUCGAAUCGACAUUCAGCGGCCGGCGAUCAUGUUCAUAUCGGGAUCAAUGUUUGCGGAAUGAAGGCGUCGGCUUGGAUUGUUGUCUUCAUUGUCAUUCAAAUUUUCCUAGGCACUAUCAAUUUUUAUGACUUUGAUAAAAUGUGUAAUGGAUUGGACGAGAUUGAUAACGAUGAUCCAGUUGUGAUUUUGCAAUCACUUCAUGAAAAAGAGCAUCGAGAAAAACAUAGUGAAAGGGUGGAGCCUUGUUCGGAAUGCGGAAGUCUAUCGCACUGA